This is a messenger RNA of Lonchura striata (white-rumped munia), 1202 nucleotides long. It is a transcript of the gene DUSP14, whose product is annotated as dual specificity phosphatase 14. Gene Ontology annotation, cellular component: cytoplasm. Lineage: Eukaryota; Metazoa; Chordata; Aves; Passeriformes; Estrildidae. The record is from RefSeq and is a predicted model, not a curated record. Gene Ontology annotation, molecular function: MAP kinase tyrosine/serine/threonine phosphatase activity. Gene Ontology annotation, biological process: protein dephosphorylation.
CCUGGUAACGGCGGCUCUGCGGGCGGGGGCGGCCCCGGCAGCCGCGGUCAGGUGGCACCGCCGAGACGGAGCCGGCCGAGCACGAUAAAAGUCCCGGCCCGCCGCCGCCACGGCUGCGAGGGAGCGCGGAGCCGCCGCCCGGGAGCCAUGCUCGGCGUUGGACACGCUCCCUGAGCCACCCCAGCCUCAGCAGCCCGGAGCACCGCGGUGCCGUCCGUGACCUAGGGCAGGACUUGGUACAAAACUGACUAAGCAGCGGGAGCUCUCGCUGUCCUGCCGCCACCAGGCCAGACGAUCCCUCCCUUGGCUGCACAUCCCCUUGGCUCUCUUCCCAUAAUGGAAGCCUGAGUGCCAAGAUCCUCCAUGACCUCCAGAAGCCACAACUCCCUGCCGAGAACUCUGAUGGCUCCGCGAAUGCUCUCCGAAGGUGCCCUGGGGGGCAUCGCCCAGAUCACGCCCUCGCUGUACCUGAGCCGGGGCAGCGUCGCCUCCAACCGGCACCUGCUGCUGUCCCGGGGCAUCACCUGCAUCAUCAACGCCACCAUCGAGAUCCCCAACUUCAACUGGCCCCAGUUCGAGUACGUGAAAGUGCCUUUGGCCGACAUGCCCAACGCCCCCAUCUCGCUGUACUUCGACAGCGUGGCCGACAAGAUCCACAGCGUGGCGCGGAAGCACGGCGCCACGCUGGUGCACUGCGCCGCCGGCGUCAGCAGGUCGGCCACGCUCUGCAUCGCCUUCCUCAUGAAGUACCACAAGGUCUCCCUCUUCGAGGCCUACAACUGGGUCAAGUCGCGGCGCCCCGUGAUCCGGCCCAACGUGGGCUUCUGGAGGCAGCUGAUAGACUACGAGAGGAAGCUCUUUGGGAAGACCACGGUUAAAAUGGUACAGACACCCUAUGGCAUCAUCCCAGACGUUUACGAGAGAGAGAGGAGACCCCUGAUGCCUUACUGGGGAAUUUAAUGGGACCGCAGACGGGAAGCACAACGGGAGGGACGCGCUCUUCCGAGUCCACCAGACUGGAGACGUUCCCUUCUCCUUCUACGGCCAACUUUGGUUCUUUACCAUACAGCAGAACCUCAAUUCUCACCUCACUAACCUGCAAGGCCAACGAUUCCCUUCAAAGCAUUUUUCUCUAUGGGGAUUUCCCAUCUGCAUCUCCGAUUUAGCAAAACCGGGUCUCAUUAUAAGUUUAUUCCUUCCAU